AUGGAGCACGAGAACUUAACAACAGUCAGAGAGUUUGUUCUGCUGGGACUGUCCCACAGCCACGGAGUACAGUCCGUUCUCUUCUCCUUCUUCCUGCUGUUCUAUAUGGCAGUUCUCCCAAGCAAUGUCCUCAUCAUUCUCACAGUUUGGGGUGAUUCCCAACUGGGAUCACCCAUGCACUUUUUCCUGGCCAAUCUGGCAUUCCUGGAUAUCUGCUACUGCUCUGUCACCCUACCCAAAAUGCUGGCUGACUUAUUCUCAAACCCAAAGACCAUCUCCUACAACAGCUGCAUGGCUCAGCUCUUGUUUCUUCACUUCCUUGGAGCAGCGGAAAUCUUCCUGCUCUUGACCAUGGCCUACGAUCGUUACGUUGCCAUUUGCAAACCCCUUCGCUACACCAUGCUCAUGAACAAGACUGUUCGCUGCACCCUGCUUGGAGCUUCGUGGGGCGGUGGCCUCAUUCACGGCAUCAUUCUAUUUGCUCUUACCAUCACUCUCCCAUUCUGCGGCCCCAACAUCCUGGACAACUUCUUCUGUGAUGUUCGACAGCUGGCAAAGUUGGCCUGUGCCAACACUGACACAGUGGAACUGCUGAUGUUCCUCAACAACGGCUCUGUCCUCGUGGUGUGCUUUGUGCUCCUCCUCAUCUCCUACGCAGCCCUAGUGUUGAAGCUCCGGGCAUUCUCCUCUGAGGCCAAGAACAAAAUCACCUCCACCUGCAUUUCCCACAUGGUUGUGGUUUUGGUCACCUUUGGCCCAGCAAUUUAUAUCUACGUCCUCCCUUUCCGGGCUGUCCCAAUGGAAAAAGUCAUUGCACUUUUCCAUACGGUCAUUUUCCCUUUAAUGAACCCCAUGAUCUACACGCUGUGCAACAAGGAGAUCAGAAGCUCCAUAGGCAGGUUUGUCCACAAAUACUCACUGUGGUGUGGACUUUUUAUGAAGCAUUUUGGAGUAAACAAAUGAAGGUCACAGUCAUUAUCCUUCAGGAAGUCUUCUAUAAAAUAAAGCCCUGUGGUGAUACUAAAACCCAUACAGAGUGAUUCAGGGAAGAACCAACCCACACAAAGGAGAUGACAGUGUGCCAUGAAAUUAUCAUUAAGGAUCUAAUAAACUUAUUAGGUAUUAUCUGGAGGAUGUUGAGGGUUUAUAGAGCCCUUCAUGGAGUGCUGGCCUCGAUUCAUUGAUUCAAGAGUUCAGUUUCCAGUUGGACACCCACUGUUGGUUCUGCCUUCUUC
This is a messenger RNA of Coturnix japonica (Japanese quail), 1235 nucleotides long. RefSeq names its product olfactory receptor 4M1-like. Gene Ontology annotation, cellular component: membrane. Gene Ontology annotation, molecular function: olfactory receptor activity; G protein-coupled receptor activity. NCBI's taxonomy places the organism in Eukaryota, Metazoa, Chordata, Aves, Galliformes, Phasianidae. The record is from RefSeq and is a predicted model, not a curated record. Gene Ontology annotation, biological process: G protein-coupled receptor signaling pathway.